AUGGCCAACGUCAACAUUCGUCGGGAUGUCCAGGAUCCCUUCUACCGCUACAAGAUGGAGCGUAUCCAGUCCAAGGUAGAAGGAAAGGGUAACGGUAUCAAGACCGUCGUGGUCAACCUUGCCAAUGUCGCCUACCAGCUCGCCCGCCCGCCAAGCUAUGUCAUCAAAUACUUUGGGUUCGAGCUCGGCGCCCAGACCAACAUCGACCCCAAGGACGACCGCUGGAUCAUCAACGGUUCUCACGAGGCGACCAAGUUGCAAGACUACCUUGAUGGCUUCAUCAACAAGUUUGUCCUCUGCAAGGACUGCAAGAACCCCGAGACUGUCGUCAACGUCAAAGACAACGACAUUCUUCUCGACUGCAAGGCUUGCGGAAAGAUCACCAAGGCCGACUCGCGCCACAAGCUGGGCGGUUUUAUCCUCAAGUCCCAGCCAAAGAAGGGCAAGAAGGACAAGUCGACCAAGAAGGCUGAUCGCAAAGCCCGCAAGGAAGCUGAGCGUAACGGCAAUGCCGAUGACGAUGACAGCAACGGCGGCGAUCCAAGCCCUGGCGACAGUGGCUCUGAUCGUGGUGCUGAGGACAACGGCGAUGUCGAUGGCGGCAGUGACGACGAACUUACCCGCAAGAUCAACGCUGAGGCUAGGGAGCUCAACGUGCCCGAGCGGGAGAAGGAAGUCGAGUGGUCUGUGGACAUGUCUGAAGAGGCCAUCAAGGCUCGCGCCAAAGCCCUGCCAGACGACCUCAAGGCAAGCUUGGUCAUCGAGAACGGCGAUGAUGAAGAUGGCGAGGGAGGCCCAAAUGCAUACGACGAGCUCGGCAAGUGGAUCGAAGAGAAGGCUAAAGAGGAGGGAAGUGUCACCAAGGUCAAGGAUGUGGACAUAUACCUCAAGGCAAAGGAGCUGGGUGUCGAGUCCAAGCACAAGACCCUGGCUGUCCUUGCUCAGUGCAUCUUCGAUGACCAGAUUGUCAAAGAGAUCGAGCCUCGUGCCGCUAUGCUCAAGAAGAUGAUCACUUCUGACAAGCAUGAGAAAGCUUUCCUCGGUGGCUUUGAGCGCUUCGUUGGCAUCGACAAGCCAAACCUCAUCCCAACUAUUAGCGCCGUCUUGCUCAAGAUCUACGAGAAUGAUCUCGUCUCCGAGGAGCAGCUCAAGGCUUGGGGUGGCAAAGCCAGCAAGAAGUACGUCGACAUCUCCACUUCCCGCAAGGUUCGCAAGAGCGCCGAGAAGUUCAUCGAGUGGCUCGAGAACGCCGAGAGCGAUGAGUCUGAGGAGGAUGAGGAGUAG
This is a messenger RNA of Fulvia fulva, 1284 nucleotides long. RefSeq names its product Eukaryotic translation initiation factor 5. Gene Ontology annotation, biological process: translational initiation; formation of cytoplasmic translation initiation complex; formation of translation preinitiation complex. Gene Ontology annotation, molecular function: GDP-dissociation inhibitor activity; eukaryotic initiation factor eIF2 binding; translation initiation factor activity. Bases 1 to 1284 code for a protein of 427 amino acids. Gene Ontology annotation, cellular component: cytosol. The transcript has a single exon. NCBI's taxonomy places the organism in Eukaryota, Fungi, Ascomycota, Dothideomycetes, Mycosphaerellales, Mycosphaerellaceae. The record is from RefSeq and is a predicted model, not a curated record.